UAUUUUUCUUCUAAAAUUAAUUAGUCCAUCAAAAUUUUUAAAUAAAAUUUUUAUUUUAGCAAUUACUUUUAUAAUAUAUUUUUUUAAACUCAAUUAAAUAUAUAAAUUAUGAAUUAUGAUAUACAAAUGAAAAAAAAAAAAAAUUAUUUCAUCAAGCUCGCUGCUCUCAUCCACGGUCCACCUCGCCGUAGUGGUUGUCUCGACUCCAAGGGCCACCACAAUUUCUGUGUCCCUCUCCUCUCUAAUUCGCUUCAGAUCUGUAGCAACAAAAUGUACGGAUUCGAAGCGCUGACCUUCAACAUCCAUGGCGGUUACCUGGAAGCCAUCGUGCGAGGGUAUCGUUCGGGGCUUUUAACGGCCGCCGAUUACAACAAUCUCUGCCAGUGCGAGACCCUGGACGACAUCAAAAUGCACCUUUCUGCCACCGAAUACGGUCCUUACCUCCAAAACGAACCCUCUCCAUUGCAUACUACAACAAUUGUGGAGAAAUGCACUCUUAAACUGGUGGAUGAGUAUAAACACAUGUUAGCCCAAGCAACAGAGCCUUUGUCUACCUUUCUAGAGUAUAUUACAUAUGGUCACAUGAUCGACAAUGUCGUCCUUAUUGUAACUGGAACACUGCACGAGAGAGAUGUCCAGGAGUUGUUAGAGAAAUGUCAUCCUUUAGGGAUGUUUGACAGCAUUGCAACUCUAGCUGUUGCCCAGAAUAUGAGGGAGCUUUACAGACUGGUGCUUGUUGACACACCCUUGGCUCCAUACUUCUCCGAGUGCAUUACUUCAGAGGACCUUGAUGACAUGAACAUUGAAAUUAUGAGGAAUACUCUCUAUAAGGCGUACCUUGAGGAUUUCAACAGAUUUUGCCAGAAACUUGGUGGCGCUACUGCUGAAAUUAUGUCUGACCUCCUUGCCUUUGAGGCUGAUCGAAGGGCAGUUAAUAUCACAAUAAACAGCAUUGGCACCGAGCUUACUCGAGAUGAUCGCAGGAAAUUGUACUCUAAUUUUGGUCUACUAUAUCCUUAUGGUCAUGAAGAACUUGCUAUCUGUGAGGAUAUAGAUCAGGUUCGUGCUGCCAUGGAAAAGUAUCCUCCUUAUCAGACCAUAUUUUCUAAGUUGUCCUAUGGUGAGAGUCAGUUGCUCGACAAGGCCUUUUACGAAGAGGAAGUAAAACGCCUUUGCUUAGCUUUUGAGCAACAGUUUCACUAUGGUGUAUUCUUUGCGUAUAUGAGGUUGAGAGAGCAGGAGAUCCGGAACUUGAUGUGGAUAUCUGAAUGUGUCGCACAAAACCAGAAGUCCAGAGUGCACGAUAGUGUUGUUCCUAUAUUUUAAUGUUCUUAUCUGAAAAUUGUAUAAAAAAACAUUAGGAGCGCUGUUUCCAUGAACGUCGCCACUAUCAAUUCCCACCUUGAUUGUUUUUCUGUUUCUUGAUUUAUAUUUCACUGCUGAGAGUGUUGCCCAUUUUGUUCUGACUUCCAUUAAUAAGCGGGGUAUUUGUUUGCUUUCAGUAGUGCUGAAACAUCUGUGAACUUUGCCUGAUGUACAAUAAAACUGGUUAUAUUUAUUGCGUAUUAUAUUACGGAUUGACUAUUGUGUUGGUCAGGUUUUUGAUUAAAUUUAUUAUUAAAGUGACAAAGGUUUCAGUUUCAUGUUGAACUAGUUCAAGUGACAAAGGUUUUUACUUUUCAUGGG
This is a messenger RNA of Striga asiatica, 1686 nucleotides long. The record is from the annotation of a GenBank genome assembly. NCBI's taxonomy places the organism in Eukaryota, Viridiplantae, Streptophyta, Magnoliopsida, Lamiales, Orobanchaceae.